Messenger RNA from Aspergillus calidoustus, 1098 nucleotides. The record is from the annotation of a GenBank genome assembly. Lineage: Eukaryota; Fungi; Ascomycota; Eurotiomycetes; Eurotiales; Aspergillaceae.
AUGGCGGAGAAAGAUGUCCCCCUCACGGCCGUCAAGGUCGAGGCCUUGGUCGUUAUGAAGAUCAUCAAGCACUGCUCGCAAACAUUCCCCACGACCGCGACUGGCUCCAUCGUCGGUAUGGAUGUGGGCGGCACACUCGAAAUCACCAACACCUUCCCCUUCCCCGUCGUUGAGGUGCCCGCCGAGUCACAUUUCGAUAACACCGCUCCCAACCCUGCCGCUGCUGCUCCCCGUGCAAAAGCGAACACUGUUUACCAGGCUGAGAUGAUCCGCAUGCUUCGGGAGGUCAACGUCGAUGCCAACAACGUUGGAUGGUACACGAGUGCGAACAUGGGCAACUUUGUCAACAUGAACGUUAUUGAGAACCAGUUCUUCUACCAGAAGGAGAUGAACGAGCGGACAGUUGCUCUUGUUCACGAUCCCAGCCGGAGCUCCCAGGGGAGCUUGAGCCUGAGAGCCUUCCGCCUCUCGCCCAAGUUCAUGGCUGCUUUCAAGGAUAACAAGUUCACUUCUGAUGAACUGCAAAAGUCCAACCUCCGAUACCAGGACAUUCUGGUCGAACUCCCAGUUGAAAUCCACAACUCGCACCUGAUCACCUCCUUCAUCCACCAGCUCCAGAACCAGACCCAGACGGCCCCCACGGAAAUCCCCGCCUCUCUCGCCGGCAUCGAGUCGUCACCCUUCGCCAAACAGCCCGUCCUGGCACCGAACUUCGACAACCUCUCCCUCAGCAUCGACCCCUUCCUCGAGAAGAAUUGCGAUCUCCUUCUGGACAGUAUCGAAACCCACCACACCGAGACCAGCAACUUCCAGUACUACCAGCGCUCGCUGGCCCGAGAACAGGCCAAGAUCACCGCCUGGCAAGCCAAGCGCAAGGCCGAGAACGCCACCCGCGCUACACUCAAGCAGCCCGCCCUCCCCGAAGACGAGUGGCAACGGCUGUUCAAGCUCCCCCAGGAGCCCAGCCGCCUCGACAGCAUGCUCAACAGCCGCCAAGUGGAGCAGUACGCACGCCAGGUCGACAGCUUCGUCUCGGCCACAACAGGCAAGAUGUUCGCGGUCAAAGGCAACCUUUUGCCCAAUGAGGUUGCCAAAUGA